CCACCAAGCUCACUCACAAUGGCUACUAGCACCAAGCUUGUAGCUCUUGGCUUUGUUGUCCUUGUGAGCAUUGGGUUUGCCGAUGCUGCAAGGAUGCUCGCUAGCUCCUCCAGUGCUUCAGGUGGUGGAGGUGGCGGGGGAGGCGGAGGUGGUGGCGGUGGGUCUGGUGAGAGUGGAUGGGGUGGAGGGUCUGGAUCAGGUGGAGGCUCGGGAUAUAGUGAAAGCGGUGGGGAUUGGGGUAACAAGUGGAACUUCGCCAGGGGAGCUGGUGGAGGAGGAGGAGCUGGUGGUGGCGGAGGAUCAAAUGGUGGAUACGGGUCUGGCUUUGGAUCCGGCUAUGGCACCGGCAGUGCUGUGAGUGGCUCCGCAUCAGCCCCUAGUAGCAAUGGAUAUGCCAAUGCUGAUGGUAAGGGUGGGGGUGGGGGCGGAGGUGGCGGUGCAGAUGGGUCAACCGGAUCCGGAGCUGGCUCUGGCCUUGGCAAGGGAUAUGGUGAGAGUGGCAUAUCAAAGGCACCCGCUCCUGCUGCUGGUGGUGAUGGUACCAGCUACUCUGAUGCUGGUGGUAGUGGUAACGGUGGUGGUGGCGGUAACAAUGGAAAUGGAGGUGGUGCCGGUGCUGGUGCGGGACAGGCCGGCAAUGAUGACACUUCUGGGGGCUUUGCGAAUGGAGGAGGAAGCGGCAAUGGUGGUGGCGCAACCGGAGGUGGCGCCGAAGGUCCAAGCGUUGGAGUUGGGUCUGGCGUUGGGUCUGGCACGGGACAAACCGGUAGUACUGGCUCAAAUGGCACAGGCUACGCCACCGGCAUGGGUGGCGGCAUGGGUGGCGGCAAUGGUGGUAGCACUAAUGGAGGAACCGGUAGCGGUGGAGGAAGUGGAUCCGGAUCUGGUGGGGGCGGUUACCAUUAAAUUACACUUUUCUUGAGCAAGCUAGAACCGAAUCUCAACAUAUAUUUAUAUUUUUAUCAUUUUAUUAGUAUUUUUGCGUGAAAGGAGACAUGGCAUGCACGAAAGGGAUGAUCCUUGGUGUCACUAGAGAAAUAAAUAGCACUUCUUAGAUUAGCCUUUAGCUCCUACUGCCGUCUAGACUAGCUUGCGCCAAUAGACAUAAUAGUAAUGUGAUGGAGUACCUCCUCUGUAGCAAUUUCUAUCUGAAUGGCCAAAUCACCUUAUCCCUUUA
This is a messenger RNA of Triticum aestivum (bread wheat), 1177 nucleotides long. RefSeq names its product glycine-rich cell wall structural protein 2-like. Lineage: Eukaryota; Viridiplantae; Streptophyta; Magnoliopsida; Poales; Poaceae. The transcript has a single exon. The record is from RefSeq and is a predicted model, not a curated record. Bases 19 to 906 code for a protein of 295 amino acids.